Dioszegia hungarica is the source of this 2808-nucleotide messenger RNA. RefSeq lists its product as uncharacterized. Bases 1 to 2808 code for a protein of 935 amino acids. The record is from RefSeq and is a predicted model, not a curated record. Lineage: Eukaryota; Fungi; Basidiomycota; Tremellomycetes; Tremellales; Bulleribasidiaceae. Gene Ontology annotation, cellular component: plasma membrane. Gene Ontology annotation, biological process: protein processing. Gene Ontology annotation, molecular function: metalloendopeptidase activity. The transcript is spliced from 13 exons.
AUGUCGGCUCCCCGGGCAUCGACCGAUGAAGAAUCGGCGCCCCUUCUCCAGGGCACCGAUCACGCCUCCUCCCGGACCGACCGCAACUUCUUCUCCGCCCUUACUCACCCCACUCGACAACUCACCAAUCUCGAAAAGGUCCUGGCGGCAGGUGGAGUUGCACUCCUCAUUCUUGCCGGAACGUUCAUCGGUCUCUUUACCGGUGCGGAAGUAGCGCUGGGUAAGGAGCGAGCAAAGGGAGGUGGAAAGACGGAAUGGCGGACUGCUACCGAGACAAGGACAGUCGGAGGGGCGACGACCGUCACGGCUACUACGACUGCUCCUGGCAGUACUGUUACUGCGGUGCCGACAGGCAAGCCUGCUGCGGACGUUUGUCUCACUGCGGAAUGCGUGCAACUGGCUGCAUCCAUCAUCGAAUCGCUCAAUACUACGGUUGACCCUUGUGAAGACUUCUACGAAUUCGCCAAUGGCGGCUGGAUCUCCUCCCAUGACAUUCCUGCCGACCGAGGUCUCUACGGCGCGUUCCAUGCUGUCGCCGACCGGAACAAGCAGAUCAUCCUCAAAGUGCUCAACUCCAUUCCGUCCACUUCCGACUCUUCUGUGGCGGAUGCGGACACAGCGAACCGGCACAAGCUCAAGGCGGCGUACGACAGCUGUCUGGAUGUCGAAACGCUGAACGAGGUGGGCAUGAAGCCCUUGGUCCCGCUCGUGGAGUAUGUCAUUGACAAAUUUGGCGCUUUUGACGUCAAGUACUCCAAGGACGAGGAGUCAAUCUCAUGGUCGGAUGUACAGGACUGGGAGGGGACGUAUGGGAAGGGAUAUCAGGUUCCGGAGAGGCUGGCGGGUGAGGGCGAGAGAGCGAACGAGUUGCGGGUGGCAAAGAAGGAGGGGAGGGUGGUUGGCGGUGAGGCGGCCGACAAGCCUGCUGGGCUGGAGGUGGAUAUGGAGGUUUCCAAGCGCAAGAAAGAUGGCGAGAGGCAGACUCGGAUUACCGAGACUCUGGCUUUCUUGCAUUCUAGAGGCGUCGAUGCCCUGGUCGGCUUCAACAUCGAGGGUGACGCUGGCGGAGAAGACUCUCAGAUCCAGUCUCUCUGGCUAUACCAGACCUUCGGCACCCUCCCCUCCAAGGAAUACUACGAAGAGAAGCCUAUUCUCGACCUCUACCAAUCCGCCAUCGCCGGUAUCCUCACUUCCAUCGCUGAGCACACCGGCUCUCAAUCUAACUCGGAGAAGCGGGACUACGCCGACGACGUCGCCGAAGUAUUCGAAGUCGCAGGCUGGCCCUGGCCUUGGCCCGGAGACGACAAGCCUGACGACAAGCCCAAGCCCCCGCCUAAGCAGGACGAUCCCCUUUCGGAACGGAUGUACCGCCUCGCCGCCAAAGUGGUCGCUUUCGAACGAGACCUCGUCCGUGCCGGCGCGGACCUCGAAUACCUCUUCAACCCGCACUACGCCUACAACCCCUACCCUACUUCCAAAGUCGACAAGGCACUCUCGUUCCUCGAUGUCCGCACGUAUCUUUCAACCUACGCACCCCGGACCUUCCCAGCGAAUAUCACAGUCACGUACCCGCCGUACCUCAAGGCCGUGUCCAAGAUUGUCGAUCAGACGCCUGACCAUGUUCUGGCGGGAUACUUCGUGUCGCGGGUGGCGGUGACGUUUGCGGAUGUCCUCGGACCCAAGGUGGAGGUGAGGAAAGAGAUGCGGAGGCUGCAGGAGGUGCUUAAGGGUAUCAAGAAGGGGACGGAGGAGAACCGGGUGGAUCUCUGCUUGAACUAUGUCGAUGGAAUCGUGGGCUUUAUCGCAGGGAGGGAGUUCGUCAAGGAGGCGUUCUCGCCCGAGGCGAAGAAGGAGGGCGAGGCAAUCAUAAACGACAUUGUCGAUGCGUUCUACAACAAGCUCCCUCAUAUCUCAUGGAUGGACAAGGAAUCCGCCGAGGCCGCGCAAAAGAAGGCCAAAGCCAUCAUUCCCAAAGUGGGCUACCCGCUUACGCCCAACACGACCGACGCGGAGAGUCUGCAGAGGUGGUACGGGCGCACCGAAGUCGAGGGGGAUGACUUCUUUGGGAAUGUGUUGCGGACGACAUUGGCGGAUGUGUCGAGGACGUGGAUGUCACUGGGCAGGCAGCGGGACAGGCAGACUUGGGAGAUGUACCCGCAGACUGUCAACGCGUACUAUUCUCCUCCAGAUGGCGAGAUCGUCUUCCCUGCCGGUAUCCUUCAGCCCCCCUUCUACUCGCAGGAGUGGCCCUCGCACUUGAAAUACGGCGCUUUCGGGGCCGUGGCAGCCCAUGAGCUCACGCACGCAUUCGACAACUCGGGCAGCCAGUAUGACGAGCAGGGCCGGCUCAGACAGUGGUGGACCAACACAACGACCAAGGCCUUCGAGGAGCGCGCUCAGUGUAUCUCCAAGCAGUACAGCAAGUACUUUGUGCUGGAUGGUGAGGGCAAGAAGGUGUUUGUGAAUGGAAACCUCACCAACGGAGAAGACAUCGCCGAUUCCGGCCUCGCCCAGGCUUACAUCGCAUGGAAAGACUCCCUGUCAAUGACGGAAACGGACAAACCCCUCCGCCUCCCCGGUCUCAAUUACACAGAUGAACAGCUCUUCUUUGUCGCAUACGCCCGAGUCUGGGCACAGGUCACUCGGCCGGCAGUAGCAGUCCAGCGGGUCCGGACAGAUCCGCACAGCCCCCCGUACUGGCGCGCUACGGGGACACUGAGGAAUCUCGAGGCGUUCCAUUCUGCUUGGGGUUGCAAAGCGGGGUCAGGGAUGAACCCGCCAAAGAAGGAUCAGUGUGUACUGUGGUGA